CGCCCUCGUCGUCCGCGCGGCCCCGCGCCUCGCCGGCUCCUCAGCUUCCAGCCAAGAUGGCGGAGAGCGGCGAAGGUCUGGGCACCGUCCCGGAGCACGAGCGGAUCUUGCAGGAGAUCCAGAGCACCGACACCGCCUGCGUGGGGCCCACCCUCCGGUCUGUGUAUGAUGACCAACCAAAUGCACACAAGAAGUUUAUGGAAAAGUUAGAUGCAUGUAUCCGUAAUCAUGACAAAGAAAUUGAAAAGAUGUGUAAUUUUCAUCAUCAGGGUUUUGUAGAUGCUAUCACAGAACUCCUUAAAGUAAGGACUGAUGCAGAAAAACUGAAGGUGCAAGUUACUGAUACCAAUCGAAGAUUUCAAGAUGCUGGAAAGGAGGUGAUAGUCCAAACAGAAGAUAUUAUUCGAUGUAGAAUUCAGCAGAGGAAUAUUACAACUGUAGUAGAAAAAUUGCAGUUAUGCCUCCCAGUGCUGGAAAUGUACAGUAAGCUAAAAGAACAGAUGAGUGCAAAAAGGUAUUAUUCUGCUCUAAAAACUAUGGAACAAUUAGAGAAUGUGUAUUUUCCCCGGGUUAGUCAAUACCGGUUUUGUCAGCUAAUGAUAGAAAAUCUUCCUAAGCUCCGUGAAGAUAUUAAAGAAGUCUCCAUGUCUGAUCUCAAAGACUUUUUGGAAAGCAUUCGAAAACAUUCUGACAAAAUAGGUGAAACAGCAAUGAAACAGGCACAGCAGCAGAAAAUCUUCAGUGUUACUCUGCAGAAGCGAAAUAAUGUAAAAUUUGGGAAGAAUAUAUAUAUAAAUAAUAGAAGUCCAGACGAAAGGAAUAAAACUGUAUUGAAACAUGCAUUUGAGGAAGAGGAUGAAAAUGAAGAGGAGGUCUUAACUGUUCAAGAUCUUGUUGAUUUUUCCCCUGUUUACCGAUGUUUGCACAUUUAUUCUGUUUUGGGUGAUGAGGAAACAUUUGAAAAUUAUUACCGAAAACAAAGAAAGAAACAAGCAAGACUGGUAUUGCAACCCCAGUCAAAUAUGCAUGAAACAGUUGAUGGCUAUAGAAGAUAUUUCACUCAAAUUGUAGGGUUCUUUGUGGUGGAAGAUCACAUUUUACAUGUGACCCAAGGAUUAGUAACCAGGGCAUACACUGAUGAACUUUGGAACAUGGCCCUCUCAAAGAUAAUUGCUGUCCUUAGAGCUCAUUCAUCUUAUUGCACGGACCCUGAUCUUGUUCUGGAGCUGAAGAAUCUCAUUGUAAUAUUUGCAGAUACUUUGCAGGGUUAUGGUUUUCCAGUGAACCGACUUUUUGACCUUUUAUUUGAAAUAAGAGAUCAAUACAAUGAAACAUUGCUUAAGAAAUGGGCUGGAGUUUUCAGGGACAUUUUUGAAGAAGAUAAUUAUAGCCCCAUCCCUAUUGUUAAUGAAGAAGAAUAUAAAGUAAUCAUCAGUAAAUUUCCCUUUCAAGAUUCAGAUCUUGAAAAGCAAUCUUUCCCAAAGAAAUUACCCAUGUCUCAGUCAGUGCCUCAUAUUUACAUACAAGUUAAAGAAUUUAUUUAUGCCAGCCUUAAAUUUUCAGAGUCCCUACACCGGAGCUCAACAGAAAUAGAUGAUAUGCUUAGAAAAUCUACAAAUCUGCUGCUGACCAGAACUUUGAGUAGCUGUUUACUCAAUCUUAUUAGAAAACCUCAUAUAGGUUUGACAGAGCUAGUGCAAAUCAUCAUAAACACCACACACUUGGAACAAGCUUGUAAAUACCUUGAGGACUUUAUAACUAACAUUACAAAUAUUUCUCAAGAAACUGUGCAUACCACAAGACUUUAUGGGCUCUCUACUUUUAAGGACGCCCGACAUGCAGCAGAAGGGGAAAUAUAUACCAAACUUAAUCAGAAAAUUGAUGAGUUUGUGCAGCUUGCUGAUUAUGACUGGACAAUGUCUGAGCCAGAUGGAAGAGCUAGUGGUUAUUUAAUGGAUCUUAUUAAUUUUUUGAGAAGCAUCUUUCAAGUGUUUACUCAUUUGCCUACUAACAGCAAUGAUCAUGCAGCCAUGUCGGGGAAAGUUGCCCAGACUGCUUGCAUGUCAGCCUGCCAGCAUCUGUCAACAUCCUUAAUGCAGAUGCUACUGGACAGUGAGUUAAAACAGAUAAGCAUGGGAGCCGUUCAGCAGUUUAACUUAGAUGUCAUACAGUGUGAAUUGUUUGCCAGCUCUGAGCCUGUGCCAGGAUUCCAGGGGGAUACCCUGCAGCUAGCAUUCAUUGACCUCAGACAACUCCUUGACCUGUUCAUGGUUUGGGAUUGGUCUACUUACCUAGCUGAUUAUGGACAGCCAGCUUCUAAGUACCUUCGGGUAAAUCCAAACACAGCCCUUACUCUUUUGGAGAAGAUGAAGGAUACUAGCAAAAAGAACAAUAUAUUUGCUCAGUUCAGAAAGAAUGAUCGAGACAAACAGAAGCUGAUAGAGACAGUCGUGAAACAGCUGAGAAGUUUGGUGAAUGGUAUGUCCCAGCAUACAUAGACUUCACAUCGCUUGUACUCAGUGACAACAAAUCUGAGACUCAGCAUUGAUACCUAACAAACACUGGUCAUGAUACACAAACUUGUUUGCAUAAUUUGAAAAUACAAUAGAGAAAAGACAAUGAUGAGAGCUUAAACAAGAAACAAUUAUAAAUAUGAUUUGUAUGGAUUUUUAAAUAAUUGAAUAGUAUUUUAUAUAUGGAAAAUGUGACUUUUUUUCACUAUGAGGGUAAUAUAUAAUCAGGUCAAAAAUUGUAUAUGAAACUGAUUGUAAAUACAUUAGAAAAACUUAUGCCUCUACAUAUAAGUAUUUCUUUUCUAUUUGAACUUGAAUAAUGUGUGUGUGUGUGUGUGUGUGUAUGUGUGUGUGUGUGUGUGUGUGUGUGUGUGUGUUUUCCCCCAGUAUCUGGCUUUGGAAUGCAAUCAUGUCUGAUUUGGGAGCAUUUCACUGUCAUUUUCCGACUUUUAACUUUAAUUUUCAUCUCAGUAUGAUUUAAGUAGACUAAAUUUUCUAAUUCUGCUGAUUCUGAGGGAGGAAAAGGACGAAUCUUUAAAGGUCCCUGAAAUCAAACUUCAUUUAACCUGAUAAGAAUGUGAAUUAUUUGUUCUACUUGGGUUGGUUUAAUUUAAUAUGAAUAUGAAGAAAAGGUGUUUAGAUUUUUUUAAGACGCAGUGUUCCUGUUCAGCAGGGUUAUUAUUUCUAACUAUAUUAUCUGUAGCUGGAUCCAAUUGAUCUGGUUUGGCUUGGUUCAAGUUAGAAGGAUAGGAAAUAAGUGGGACUAACCACUUCAGGUGCAGCUCGCGCUAGGAUAGAUGUGUUCCUACACACACAAGUUACCACAGGGGUCAGGUUACUUUCUUCAAAGAGGAGAUCUCAGUAUGGUAUCCUCACUGUGGAAACAAGCCAAACCAAAUGAACUCUGGAAAACCUAAAACGAAUGUACAUUUUUCUCUGUGUAAAUUACUGUGGUCCAGAUGGUAAUAUCAGUCUGAUCCUUACUUUCUCUUCAUUGUAUUUAUACUGAAUAAUCCUUUUUGCAUUUUCAGGAUUCAUGCCUGUAAGAAACUUAUAUUUUACUCUGUAAAAUAAGUGUAAAGAAUUCUAUGUACAUUUCUUGAUUUUGUGAUGAAAUAUUAAAAAGGUUGAGCAAGUUGCUGAAAA
This is a messenger RNA of Camelus dromedarius (Arabian camel), 3659 nucleotides long. It is a transcript of the gene EXOC6, whose product is annotated as exocyst complex component 6. The transcript is spliced from 23 exons. The record is from RefSeq and is a predicted model, not a curated record. Gene Ontology annotation, biological process: intracellular protein transport; Golgi to plasma membrane transport; exocytosis. Bases 57 to 2498 code for a protein of 813 amino acids. Lineage: Eukaryota; Metazoa; Chordata; Mammalia; Artiodactyla; Camelidae. Gene Ontology annotation, cellular component: exocyst; membrane.